Anguilla anguilla (European eel) is the source of this 879-nucleotide messenger RNA. Its product is annotated as histone H2A.V. Bases 125 to 511 code for a protein of 128 amino acids. Gene Ontology annotation, molecular function: DNA binding; protein heterodimerization activity; structural constituent of chromatin. Lineage: Eukaryota; Metazoa; Chordata; Actinopteri; Anguilliformes; Anguillidae. The transcript has 5 exons. Gene Ontology annotation, cellular component: nucleosome. The record is from RefSeq and is a predicted model, not a curated record.
ACCACUUUAGUCGCUACGGUCCUUUCGCACAGGCUCUCAGAAGGGUUUAUUGUGUCUGUCCGUCUGGAGGCGAAAUUUGUAUCCGAUUUCUCGAUUCCAAAAUUGAAUUAAGAAAACUUUGAAAAUGGCCGGGGGCAAGGCGGGAAAGGACAGCGGGAAAGCGAAGGCCAAAGCAGUGUCUCGAUCUCAGCGGGCGGGGCUGCAGUUCCCCGUAGGCCGAAUCCACAGGCAUCUGAAGACCCGCACCACCAGCCAUGGGCGCGUGGGAGCCACGGCGGCCGUCUACAGCGCCGCCAUCCUGGAGUACCUCACUGCUGAGGUGCUGGAGUUGGCGGGAAACGCCUCUAAGGACCUGAAGGUGAAGCGCAUCACGCCCCGCCAUCUGCAGCUGGCCAUCCGCGGCGACGAGGAGCUCGACUCGCUCAUCAAGGCCACCAUCGCCGGAGGAGGAGUGAUCCCACACAUCCACAAGUCCCUGAUUGGGAAGAAGGGUCAGCAGAAGACUGCAUAGGCCGGACCUCCGGGAUCGCCCGGCUGUGCUCCUGUUCAGACAGGCCGAGGCAGGAACUGAACCGGAGAGCAGAUUUUUUUAUUUGAUUUUAUUUUUAUUUUUUGUAUUUUAAAUUUUUUGUUCUUUUUUUAUUGUAGUUAAAGAUGAGUGAUUGUUAGACUUUGCGUUGUAAUAUUAUUAAAAAACAGACAAAAAAGCUAGGGGUGGGGGGGGGUUGGGAAUGCAACAAAUUUUGUGUUAUUUUAGAUUGUUUAAAGGUGUGAAUCAACUUUUAAUGUUGUGACCACAAAUUUGUUUGAUUUGGCGAGGGCUUUAAAAGUGUUUUAUACUGAGAAAUGGAAUUGUUAAACCAUUUUUUACAAACGAAA